AUGUCGGCGCGGAACGCUAUGGCUGCGAUGCUCGACGAGCUUAUGGGACCAAAAAGAAACGUCGAACUGGGGAAGGACACCACAGUAACGUUUGAUGAUCCCGAUAUAUGCAAAUACUACAUAGUUGGUUUUUGCCCACAUGACAUGUUUGUCAACACCAAGGCUGAUUUAGGUGCUUGUCCACGGGUACACGAUGAUAAUCUACGUUUGGAGUAUCCGAAAAGUGAUAAAUUUGAGAAGCUAGGAUUCGAAAGAGAGUUUCUUAAGUUUUUAUCACGUUUGGACGAGGAUAAUCAGAGGAGAAUUCGAAAGAAUCUUGAGAAACUCAAAACUAAUGAGGAAAACGGCCAAGCCGGUGAGGAAGGUUUGGUUGCCAAAUGUCAGGAGCUUGUAGAUAAAGCUGAGCAAUUGGAGAAACAAAAAGCAUCCAUUGUGGAGGUAAGAAAGCACCCGCCCUUCGUAGAGUGUCGUGUUUGUGAAGUUUGCGGAUCAAUGCUCAUAAAGAAUGAUGCACAAUGCCGUGUAGAAGAACAUCUAAGCGGCAAAAUGCAUAUGGGAUUCUCAAAAAUAAAAGUUACCAUUGAAGAACUUCGGGAGAAUGAAAAGGAACGCCAGAGAGCUCGUGAAGAACGUGAGAAACGCAAGUUGCUAGGAAAUAAAAAGGAUAAAGUUAUCGGGUUGACCAAUCCCUGA
Angiostrongylus costaricensis is the source of this 693-nucleotide messenger RNA. NCBI's taxonomy places the organism in Eukaryota, Metazoa, Nematoda, Chromadorea, Rhabditida, Metastrongylidae. The record is from the annotation of a GenBank genome assembly.